Molecule: messenger RNA, 1044 nt
Organism: Melanaphis sacchari
Lineage: Eukaryota; Metazoa; Arthropoda; Insecta; Hemiptera; Aphididae
Gene: Xpac
Product: DNA repair protein complementing XP-A cells homolog
Exons: 8
Coding region: 203-1000 (265 amino acids)
Biological process (GO): base-excision repair; nucleotide-excision repair involved in interstrand cross-link repair; nucleotide-excision repair, DNA damage recognition
Cellular component (GO): nucleotide-excision repair factor 1 complex
Molecular function (GO): damaged DNA binding
Source: RefSeq, a predicted model, not a curated record
UUAUUGAAUAUAAAUAGAGGUAACUUCUAACGAAAUAUUGUAACAGCUAUAAUUUGAUACAAUAUUAUGUUCUAUGCAAUCAUCAAUCACAAUCAUUAAUAAUUAAUAACACAAAUGUUAUAGCUAAAACGAUUGUUUGGCAGCUGUCAUUGCACCCAAAUUUUAAUAGUUUUAAUAUUUUAUACUGGAAUUCUCGUUUAAAAUGGAACUCACAGAAGAUCAGAGAAAACUUAUAGAGAAGAACAGAAAAAAAGCAUUGUUAAUAAGACAAGAAAAAUUAAAAGCAAGAUCAACAGUACAACCUUACCAAAAACCCAUAUCAAAGAUAGAUAAAAGUCAUCAAAUUAGAGUUGCUGGUCAAUCAUAUGUAGACACCGAAGCUGGGUUUUUGCUUAAUGAGGAUGAUCUAUCAGAUAAAAAACCGGUAAUACUAGCAUCAGCGCCUAAUCCAAUAUUAUCAAAAAUUGAACAGCCUUUAUGUCUUGAAUGUAAUCAUGAAUUUGGUAUUUCUUACUUGAUGACUAAUUUUGAUCAUCCUGUCUGCGAUAGAUGCAAGGAUAAGUUUGGAAAAGAAAAAUAUGAUUUGAUUACCAAAACAGAAGCUAAAAAAGAAUAUUUAUUAAAAGAUUGUGAUAUUGAUUUGCGAUCACCUCCACUUAAGUUUAUUCUGGGCAAAAAUCCACACAAUUCCAGAUGGGGUGAAAUGAAAUUAUAUCUUUUACUUCAAGUAGAAAAAAGAGCAUUAGAAGUUUGGGGUUCUGAAGAAGAAGUAGAACGACAAAUUGAACUAAGACAAGAAAAGCAAAAGGCUUCUAAGUUAAAAACAUUCAAAAAAAAAGUUAAAGAAUUAAGAAUGUCAACUAGGAGUAGUUUAUAUACAAAAGUCACAAAAGCUUCACAUCAACAUGAAUAUGAUACAGAGAUAUACAAUGAAGAAGAAGAUAAUUAUGAACGUACUUGUACUACUUGUGGUUUUCACGAAAUUUUUGAAAAAAUGUAAAUAAAAUUAGUUAAGAAUAAAAUUUAUUUUUGUAAACGAUUAAA